UAAGAAGAAGAAGGAGGUUUAAAACGUAUUAUGUGUUUGUAAAUACUGUAAAUUUGAAAUAAAAUAAAUAAUUGAAUAAGUUAUGCCAAAAGUAGUGUCAAGGAGCAUUAUAUGCUCCGAUACGAAAGAUCAAGAAGAAUAUAGUGAGGAGAAACCGUUGCACAUUUAUUAUUGUAUAUGUGGCCAGAUGACACUAAUUUUAGAUUGUGGCAUUGAAAAAUUACCUUUAAGAAAAAGAGAUGGAGCAAGAGUAAUCGACGGCAGUAAGCAUGCCCACAAAAUGACUUCGGAACGAGACGAAAUUGUAUUUCUUAAGCGUCCAGAGGGAAUCGAAAAACAAUAUAGACAAAAGUGUAAAAAAUGUGGCUUAUUGCUGUAUUAUAAGCAUGAUCCAGGAGCAAAUAUAGUAUUUAUAGUAAAAGAUUCGGUAAUAAAAAGUUCUGGGGAGGGUCCUAUGACAGACAUUUAUAAUCAAGUGGCCAUUGAGAAACCUAAAAAGAUAAUGGUUACAAAGCACACCAAAAAUAUGGGCAAAUUCAGUUCGGUUACUGUAUCCACGAUUGAUGAAGAAGAGGAUGAAAUAGAAGCUAGAGAAGUCGCCGACUCCUACGCGAACAACGCACGUAUCAUAGAAAAACAAUUGGAGAGAAAAGGUAUGAAUAAACGAAAAACCAUACCAUCCACUGAAAUAGAUUCAAAGCGAGCAAGACCUAGAGGAACGUUGUUGGACGUUUGAUUUUCUAUCAAGAAUCAAUUGUAAUUAUGUACAUUAAUGUACUGUCUUAGGGUUAAAAAUAAAUUAAUUUUCUUACAUGUUAUGCUUGGACAAAAAGAUUGUAACACUUUCAAUAAAUUGGAGAAUGCA
Messenger RNA from Mycetomoellerius zeteki, 865 nucleotides. RefSeq names its product UPF0428 protein CXorf56 homolog. The transcript is spliced from 4 exons. The record is from RefSeq and is a predicted model, not a curated record. Lineage: Eukaryota; Metazoa; Arthropoda; Insecta; Hymenoptera; Formicidae. Gene Ontology annotation, biological process: endoplasmic reticulum membrane organization; endoplasmic reticulum to Golgi vesicle-mediated transport. The coding region runs from base 83 to 736 and encodes 217 amino acids.